AUGCUCAAUUUACCUUACCUAAAGUAUACUCAUCUAGCUGGCAACCCUCUGAACUCGUCUGUUGAUGCCAAGCUCCAAGCAAUUUGCCAGUCCCUGGAGAGCUCUGGGAAGAAUAAUGUUAACAUCGAAUCGAAGCCUGAACCGGUUGUUUCAUUGCUGACCGUUGAGACUGAGGAGUCCUGUUCUUCUUCUUCUGUGGUGACGGGGGCAACGAGUUUUCCAGUUUCAGAGAUCGAGAGCUUGGAUUUCAAUGAGGUGUCGUGGGAAGAUGCCGAGGACUUUGUGUUGAGGAAAUACCCAACUUAUGAGAUUGAUUAG
Molecule: messenger RNA, 318 nt
Organism: Asparagus officinalis (garden asparagus)
Lineage: Eukaryota; Viridiplantae; Streptophyta; Magnoliopsida; Asparagales; Asparagaceae
Product: ethylene-responsive transcription factor RAP2-4-like
Exons: 1
Coding region: 1-318 (105 amino acids)
Source: RefSeq, a predicted model, not a curated record